UUUUUCAUUUUCAUUUGCACUCCUCUCUAUAUAUCAAUGAUGAAACUAUAGAAAAAUAGCGGUGUUUUCUUCUUUUGGAUUCUUUCUGUGGGAUCGUGAAAGUUGAAAAUCGGAUCAAGAGCUUUUGAAAUUCUACACUCUCCUAUUAACCAAAAUGAAAUGAGUUGACGAAAAGGAGAGAAGGUUAAAGAGUGAUCUGAAUAGGGUUUGUUUUAGAUAAGAAAGGAAUAGAAGGAUGUCAUCGUCAAGUUCUCCAUGCGCAGCUUGCAAAUUCUUACGCAGAAAAUGCACCCAGGAGUGUGUCUUCGCACCUUAUUUUCCGCCUGAUCAGCCCCAAAAGUUCGCCAAUGUCCACAAAGUGUUCGGUGCGAGCAAUGUGGCUAAACUCCUCAACGAACUGAAUGCUGCUCAAAGGGAAGAUGCUGUGAAUUCCCUUGCUUAUGAGGCUGAGUAUCGCCUUCGAGACCCAGUCUAUGGGUGUGUUGGGCUUAUUUCAUUACUUCAACAUAAGCUGAAGCAAGUUCAGGAUGAUUUGUUGGCUGCUAAAAAGGAACUGACUAACUACAUUGGUCCAUCAGCAAUGCUACCGAUUAAUCUUCAGCCUCCAGGGUUUAUUCCACAGCAUCAUAUGAAUGUUCCCUCUUCUAGUACCAUGAUGCCUUUCAAUAUGAACCCAAUUUUAGGAAUGCCAACAGGAGUCCCACAAGGUGGUCAAUUGAUGAUUCGCGACCCUCAGCAACAGCAGCAGCAGAUAAUUGAAGCUCAACAAUUUGCAGCAGCAUUGGCUGCAAGGGAACAAAGGGAGCAACAGGAGAUGCUCGGGAACUAUGAGCAGCAACAACAACAACAACAAGAACAGCAUCCUUCUCAGCAACAUGAUAUUUUAAGGUUUCACAGUGGGUUGGACUCUACGAGCUCGGUUACAGCUACUGGAUUUCAUCAAAUGAGUUCACCCAUAUCUCCUUCGUUGGUUUUGGUUGGAACCCCUGAAAAUCCUCAUAAUCUGUUUCCCCCGACUGGCCAACAUGGGCAUUCUUAUCCUAGUUACCAAGAAAGGCAACUUCAGUCUCAGCUAUUGCUACAGCAGCAGCAACCGCCACCGCAGCAACCAGAGACUCCGAGGCAACAACAAAGAGCCAAAAGCCAAGAGGAGGCAAGGAGCACUGGGCCUUCAUGUUGAUGUCUUCAGUAUCUACAUUUUUUAUUUGCAAGUUGACGGGGGAUAUACACAAGCGUAUAAAGAGACAUCAGAUAGAAGAAGAGAGAUUAUGGUGUACAAAGAGACAUGAGAGAUAGUCGGAAAGAGAUAUGAAUAUUAAUUUUCAACUUGAACCAUUAAAAUUCUUAGGUAUAAGGCCUUUCUUAGAUUUGUUUCCUUCUCCAAAUUUUCUAUUGAUCAAGACCCUUUUAGAGUUUUGAAAGUACAUUUUCUCAAAAUGUAGGAGCAGCAUUAAUUUCAAAUUAAAACAGCAGUACUGUUGUCUUUCUUUA
Messenger RNA from Capsicum annuum, 1491 nucleotides. RefSeq names its product LOB domain-containing protein 36. Lineage: Eukaryota; Viridiplantae; Streptophyta; Magnoliopsida; Solanales; Solanaceae. The transcript is spliced from 4 exons. The record is from RefSeq and is a predicted model, not a curated record. The coding region runs from base 236 to 1180 and encodes 314 amino acids.